Chrysochloris asiatica (Cape golden mole) is the source of this 417-nucleotide messenger RNA. RefSeq names its product DEAD (Asp-Glu-Ala-Asp) box polypeptide 20 (gene DDX20). The coding region runs from base 1 to 417 and encodes 138 amino acids. Lineage: Eukaryota; Metazoa; Chordata; Mammalia; Afrosoricida; Chrysochloridae. The record is from RefSeq and is a predicted model, not a curated record. The transcript has 3 exons. Gene Ontology annotation, molecular function: RNA helicase activity.
AUGGCGGCAGAGUUUGAUGCUCCCGCAGCCUUAGCGACCGUGGAGACGGAUAUGCCGGCGGAUCCUGUGACCACCCCUGGCUCGGCACCGGAGCCAGUUCCCAGGCCAGCGCACAGCCUGCGGACGGCUCACGACCUCGGCGGCCCGCGGACCCGCACGGGGGACGUGCUGCUGGCAGAGCCAGCGGAUUUCGAGUCGCUGUUACUGUCACGGCCGGUGCUGGAGGGCCUGCGGGCGGCCGGCUUCGAGCGACCCUCGCCGGUGCAGCUCAAAGCCAUUCCGCUGGGACGCUGCGGUCUUGAUUUAAUUGUUCAAGCGAAGUCUGGUACUGGGAAAACCUGUGUGUUCUCCACCAUUGCUUUGGACUCUCUUGUUCUUGAAAACUUAAGUACCCAGGCAGAAUUAAGCAACUCCUAG